UUCAAUUAUACGACAUGGCACAUUUAAAGGUCUUAUCCCUCGCUCUCCUGGCCACUCUAGCAGCGUGUGAACCUCCUGUCCAGGGUGGAUACAACUACAGAAGACCCAACUACCAGAGUGGGUACACGGCCCCAAAUAAUCAGUACUUACCUCCGAGUUCUGGCUAUAACGCACCAAGUAACAGCUAUCUCCCACCGAACUCGUUCGGUCACACCGGACCCACGCACUCAGGUUUUGGACAAGCCCAGUCCAAUUACGACAACUCAGGGUCUGGACAUUACGACCACGGGCAAGACCAUGGGCACGGUCACGAGAAUGAGGUGCCCAAGUCGUAUGAGUUUGGAUAUUCAGUAAAGGAUGCUCAGUCGGGCAACGACUAUGAUCGUCGAGAGAGCUCUGAUGGGAACGUCGUGAGGGGAGAGUACAGGGUUCAGCUUCCCGAUGGGCGUACGCAGAUUGUGACGUACCACGCUGAUUGGCAGACAGGAUUCCAUGCUGACGUGAGGUACGAGGGAGAAGCCCACUACCCAGAACCGACACACAGCAACCAACAAGGGUACAACUAUAAUACCCCAUCAGACUUCAGCGGAUCACUCACUGGCUUCCAGAGCAGGAAUACGUACAAAAAGUCCACCGCUUAUGGCCCUCCUGGAUACCAUUGAUAGAAGAUCUCCCUUCUUAGGCGUUUCCACUGA
This is a messenger RNA of Pectinophora gossypiella (pink bollworm), 695 nucleotides long. RefSeq names its product pro-resilin-like. The record is from RefSeq and is a predicted model, not a curated record. Gene Ontology annotation, cellular component: extracellular matrix. The coding region runs from base 15 to 662 and encodes 215 amino acids. The transcript has 6 exons. NCBI's taxonomy places the organism in Eukaryota, Metazoa, Arthropoda, Insecta, Lepidoptera, Gelechiidae.